Molecule: messenger RNA, 919 nt
Organism: Psylliodes chrysocephalus
Lineage: Eukaryota; Metazoa; Arthropoda; Insecta; Coleoptera; Chrysomelidae
Source: the annotation of a GenBank genome assembly
CGACAAUUUUCAAUCAUUUUGUUCUAAAUCUCAUUUUGUUCCCACGAACAUGGAUCACGACGAACUAUAUAGAUGGAUCGAUGCUCAUACCAUUACAAGACAAAAAAGAAAUUUGAAUAGAGACUUUUCUGAUGCAGUACCCUUAGCCGAAAUAUUAAAACAACACUUUCCUAAGUUGGUAGAUUUACACAAUUAUACUUCCACAUUUUCGUUUACUCAAAAAAUGGUCAACUGGGAUGUAAUUAAUAAGAAAGUGUUGAACAAACUAAAUAUAAAUCUGUCUAAAAAACUUAGAGAGGAACUGGCCAAAAGUACUCCUGGUGCUAUAGAAAAAGUGCUUGAAGAGAUUAAAGCUAAAAUUGAAGAUAGAGAGGCCUCUGGAGAUCACGUUGAUGAUACAAAGAUUCUGUAUUUAGAGAAUGGUCUAGAAUUAUCUUACAGAGAAGGUGUUGUUCCCAUAAAGAUCAAUAAUGGAACGAAAACGGUAGAGAGGAAGUUGGUUCCAAGUGAAAUGUUUGAUAAAAUGGAAACGGACCUUGAAGAGCAAAAGGAAACCAUCGCUACUCUCACUCAGAAACUUGAUCAUUUGGAAAAAUUAAUAGGAAUUAAAGACGAAAGGAUUAAAGAUUUAUCACAGCAACUACAAACGAUCAUUAAUUCACCAGCAGAUUCUACAACUAGCAUAAUGUCACAGAGAUCACGAUUUUUCAGUAAUUUGUUUUAAUUUUCAAAAUUUUUAUAACUACUUUUUUAAAAUACAUACUAGGUUCUAACUAGAGAGUAUGGAUGUAUUAAAUAAUAGUACCUAAUGCUAGUCUCUUUAUUUUCAUGUAUCUAACAAGGAAUGCACAUAAAACAGUAUUCCCAACCUUUUUUUUCGACCAAUUUGAUUGUUUUGUUGUUAGAAGAGAUGACAAGC